Molecule: messenger RNA, 2376 nt
Organism: Dovyalis caffra
Lineage: Eukaryota; Viridiplantae; Streptophyta; Magnoliopsida; Malpighiales; Salicaceae
Source: the annotation of a GenBank genome assembly
AUGGCAGACGUUGCUGCAGUAGUAGAAGAAGAGCGCCUUGAUGUUCUGACCAAAACUGAAAGCACACAAGAAUUGCUUCUUCAACGCCGUGCCGAUUGUAAGGAUUCAUGGCCUGGCCAAUGGGAUGUCUCAAGCGCUGGCCAUAUUUCUGCUGGUGAUUCUUCACUUGUAUCCGCUCAGCGAGAGCUUCAGGAAGAGCUAGGGAUUAGCCUCCCGAAAGACGCUUUUGAACCUAUUUUUACUUUUCUUCAAGAGUGUGUUAUAAAUGAUGGGAAACUCACCUAUAACGAGUUUUAUGAUGUUUAUCUUGUGACAACUGUAGAUCCAAUUCCUCUUGAGGCAUUUACUCUUCAGGCAAGGAAAAUUGAAACAGAAGUAUCUGCUGUUAAUUACAUUUCGUAUGAGGAAUACAGAAGCUUCCUUGCCAAAGAAGAUCCUGAUUAUGUGCCCUAUGAUGUAAACGAACACUAUGGUCAACUCUUCAACGUCAUUAGGCAAAGGUACACAGUAAACACUGUAGCACGCAGUUUGAGUCUACAAAAGCAACUCUGUCGAUAUGCUCCCGUUUCUCUGAAUGCUGAGUUGACAGGUCUAUCAGAUGCAGACAUUAAGGCUCUUGGUUUACUUAUCAAGGCUGCAAAAUUUAUGGAUGAAAUCUUCUCCCUUCAGGUUUGGUACAGUAAUCCAGCUCUCAGAGAUUGGUUGAAGGAGCAUGCUGGUGCAUCAGAAUUAGACAAACUAAAAUGGAUGUAUUAUUUGAUUAAUAAGAGCCCAUGGUCCUGUCUUGAUGAAAAUGAGGCAUUUUUAACGACCACAGAUUCAGCAAUCAAGUUGCUUCCUCAAGCAACAAAGGCAGUCAGUGGAUGGAAGGGUCUGGAAUAUAAAGCAGCAUUUCCCAUUCUAAAACCACCUGGUGCAAAUUUUUAUCCUCCAGAUAUGGACAAAAUGGAAUUUGAAUUGUGGGCAGACAGUUUGCCAGAGAAUCAACAAAAUGAUGCAACAAGUUUUUUCACUGUCAUCAAAAGACACAGUGAAUUGAGUUUGGACUCUUCUUUACCUAGUCACGUGGUUCAUGGUACAAAUUAUUUAGCAGGUACUCUUGAUCUAUAUAGUGUUCCUUACUCAAAGGAGUAUAACUCCUAUCUUUCAAAAGCUGCGGAACUAUUGCAUGAAGCUGGGGACUUGGCUGGCUCACCUAGUUUGAAGAGGUUACUGCACAGCAAGGCUGACUCAUUCCUCUCAAAUGACUAUUAUGAAUCUGAUAUAGCCUGGAUGGAAUUGGAAGAGGGUGGAAUUAGGAAAGGAGCAAGAGAGGCACUUGGAAGUCUACUGAGGUCGUCUUUCUCCAUGUCUACCAAGGACUCUAAGCUGGAUGUUACCAUUGGUCCAUAUGAGACGUAUGAGGAUACAAUUUUCGGGUACAAGGCGACAUUUGAAGCAUUCAUUGGUGUCCGUGAUGACAAAGCAACAGCUCAACUUAAACUCUUUGGUGAUAAUUUGCAGUUUUUGGAGCAAAAUCUUCCAAUGGACAACACAUACAAAUCAAAACAUGUCAAUGCCGCUCCCAUUCGGGUCAUCCAGCUUGUUUAUAACGCAGGGGAUGUAAAGGGUCCUCAGACUGUUGCUUUCAAUUUACCAAAUGAUGAACGUAUAGUAAAAGAUCGAGGAACUUCAAUGGUCAUGCUUAAGAAUGUUUCAGAGGCAAAAGUGCCAACUGCUCGUGUUGGUGAGUUAGAGUUUUUUCUCCUUAACGAAAAGGUGGCUUGUUUAAUUUUGAAAAGAAGAGAUGUAUCUUCCAUUGUCGAGAUGUACCUGAAGAGUAGUCUAUUAGGCCUUGACAUUGUAGGUGGUGGCCUUGUUGAAAGUUCCUUUGAUCUUUCUAUGUUCUCAGAUAUAGGUGAGCUGCAAGAACUCCACUCAGCUUUGGAAGAAGCUAAAGCUGAUAUAGUUGGCCUUUGGGCCCUUAAGUUCUUAAUCAGCCAGGAUUUGCUUCCAAAGAGCCUGGAAAAAUCUAUGUAUGUUUCAUUCCUCGCGGGAUGCUUCCGCUCAGUUCGUUUUGGUUUAGAGGAAGCUCAUGGGAAAGGACAAGCACUGCAGUUUAACUGGUUAUUUGAGAAAGAAGCCUUCAUUUUGCAUUCCGAUGAGACAUUUUCUGUUGAUUUUGCCAAGGUUGAAGAGGCAGUUGAAAGCUUGAGUAGAGCGAUACUUACCAUACAGGCAAAAGGUGACAAGGGGGCUGCAAAUCUGCUGCUUCAGAAAUACUGUAAAAUGACACUGCCAUUAAAACACGCACUGGAAAAAUUAGAGAGUGUUCAGGUGCCUGUGGAUAUAGCUCCCCAGUUUUCCGUUGUUAAUGAAAUAGCAAAGCAAAGUUAG